AUGCUCAUGAUGCCUGAGCUGGAUGUGCACAACAACGUUCGCUCCAAAAGGCCCACAGAGUUUGGGUUAGGGCUACAAGCAGAAGCUUACACCCGCCGCCGCAGGAGCUGGCUCUGGAACCAGUUCUUUGUGAUCGAGGAGUACAAAGGACCUGAACCUGUGCUCAUUGGACGGCUGCACACAGACAUGGACCGAGGUGAUGGACGCACCAAAUAUGUGCUGGAGGGGGAGGGGGUUGGCUCAGUGUUUGUCAUCGACAGCAACACGGGAAACAUCCAUGUCACUAAGUCUCUGGACCGAGAGGAGAAGGACCAGUAUCGUCUCGUUGCAACAGCUUUGGACCGUGAGACGGGCCGAGCCCUGGAGCCAUCCUCAGAGUUCAUCAUCAGAGUGCAGGACAUCAAUGACAACCCACCUGUCUUCCCAGAUGAGCCUUACGUUGCCAUGGUGCCAGAGAUGGCCAACAUAGGCACGUCUGUAAUUCAAGUCACUGCUGUCGAUGCUGAUGAUCCAACAUAUGGAAACAGCGCCCGGCUGGUGUACGGGAUUUUACACGGCCAAGACUUUUUCUCUGUGGACCCUCAAACAGGCAUCCUUCGGACAGCAGUACCCAACAUGGACAGGGAGACCCAGGAUGAGUAUCUGGUUGUCCUCCAGGCGAAAGAUAUGGGCGGGCAUUUGGGUGGGUUAUCGGGCACCACAACCGUCACUGUGAAGCUGAGCGAUGUGAAUGACAACCCCCCUCACUUCAGGAGGAGUGCAUGGUCGUUCUCCGUGUCGGAGCUAGCAGCUCCAGGAGUGGAAGUGGGCCGUCUCUCUGCCACAGAUUCUGACCUGGCAGAAAAUGCCCAGCUGGAGUUUUCCAUCCUGGACACAGAGGAGGCAGACAUUUUCAAUGUAACCAGAAGAGGCAAAGAGGCUGUCAUCAUCCUGAACAAGCUUCUGGAUUAUGAAACCCGCAACUCAUACACUUUCUCCGUAGAAGUUGUUAAUCCCAUCACGGAUCCUAGAUUCAUUAGGAAAGGACCCUUUAAAGACCAGGCAACUGUCCGAGUCAUGAUCCUGAACGCUGACGAGCCACCACGGUUCUCCCAGGCUUUAUACCACCUGGAUGUGUCUGAGAACUGCCCCCCUAUCUGCUCUGUGGGCCGAGUCUAUGCUGUGGACCCAGACACGGGACAAAGCAGCAACAUCAGGUACUCCAUGGAUCCGCAGUCAGACCCCGAGGCUCUGUUCCGUAUCUCCUCCGACACAGGUUUUAUUAGUGCAGUGAUGGAGUUGGACUGUGAGCAGGAGCAAUGGCAUAACGUCACAGUCAUCGCCACACAGAGGGACAACCCAAAUCUUGUGUCGAGGGUUGUGGUUGCCAUAGAGACGCUGGACCAGAAUGAUAAUGCUCCGGAGUUGGACAGGCAGUACACAACAUCAGUAUGUGACUCCAGUGCCCCCGGUCAGGUCAUUCAGGUUCUACGAGCCAUCGACAGGGACCAAGGAGGACAGGAUGCCCCGGUCCACUUCAGCAUCCCUGUUGAGUCCAGCUCUGCCCUGAACCUGACCAUCAGGGAAACUGGAGGUAUGACAGCCAACCUGGUGCUCCAGUCCUCCUUGGAGCCCCUUCCUGGCUUCUCCUCAUCUCUGCUCACCCUCUAUGUGCCAGUGGUGCUGCGUGACGGAGCCUCGGGUCUGACCAACACUGGCACGGUCACUGUGACCAUUUGUCCGUGUCUUCAGGGAGGCAUGCAGACGGAGGACAGGGGCCGGCAAAGAGACCCAAGGUGGGAGAGACACGUGGUGUGUCUGCCGGCUGCGUCCGCCUCCCCGUCUCUCAUCUUCAGCUUGGUCACACUGCUGGCCAUGCUGGCUUGCAUCUCCACCAUGCUCGUGGUAUGUGCGCUGUCGAUGUCAUUGCGCCAUCAAAAACGAGACUGCCACUCACCCUUUGAGGAGGAUGAUGUCAGGGAAAACAUCAUAUCCUACGAUGAUGAGGGGGGAGGGGAAGCAGACACUGCAGCAUUUGACAUUACAGCUCUGCAAAGCAUGCACAGAAUACAGCACAUGCACCACGAUGAAAACAUAUGGUACACCCAACAAAAUCCACCCAGAGCCAGGACAUACAGCUGGAACCGUCACCCCUCCAGGCUGGGCCCUCAGCAGCGGCCAGACUCGGCGCCACUUUACGGACGCCUCUGCUACGGUUUCCAGACGCUGCCUGUUCUCAGAGAUUAUCCAGCCGGGCCAUUGGAGGUGGGUCUUCAGCUAACUCAGCUGACCCAGGGGUUCACAGGAGGUCACACUGGCAAUUCCCUCCCCAUCCCAAACCAGACGACCUUGGAGCCGCUGCAGCGCUCUCCUGGGAGCAGACUCGAUGCUUUCAGAGCCGACCAGACUCUGGCCAAGAGCAAAACUGAAGAGAGAAACGAAAGCAGUGAAGCAAACACAGCUGAGGUGAAACGAAAUGAGGAACAGGCCAAGGUAUUGGACUCCCUGACCACGACGCCGUACGUCCAAAAGGCGUCAGACCGAGAAGGCCGGUUCGUUGUCUAUGAGACGGGGGGGGGAGAUCCGACGGCAGCAUUUGAUGUGAAGGUGGACCGAGGGGACGCCCACAUCAGGCUCCUGUGA
Messenger RNA from Nematolebias whitei (Rio pearlfish), 2622 nucleotides. RefSeq names its product cadherin-24 (gene cdh24a). The coding region runs from base 1 to 2622 and encodes 873 amino acids. The transcript has 15 exons. Gene Ontology annotation, molecular function: calcium ion binding; cadherin binding. The record is from RefSeq and is a predicted model, not a curated record. Gene Ontology annotation, cellular component: plasma membrane; catenin complex; adherens junction. Gene Ontology annotation, biological process: homophilic cell-cell adhesion; multicellular organism development; cell-cell junction assembly. NCBI's taxonomy places the organism in Eukaryota, Metazoa, Chordata, Actinopteri, Cyprinodontiformes, Rivulidae.